AUGCAGGACAAAAACAUCACCAAAAAGGCUGAUACCGGUAUUCUGUUGAAAGAUGAGGAAUGGGACACUAUCCGUGAUUCAUCAGUGUUGCUAAAGCACUUUGCAGACACAACGACAUACUUAUGUGAAGAACGUGAUGUGUCUUGCUCUGAUACAUAUCCUAUUAUAUGUUCUCUAUUGAGCACUGUCCUGCCACCAACUGAAGAAGAGAGCAACAUGAUCAAGAAGGCGAAGGAGUUAUUGCGUGAGCAGCUCAUUACGAGGUUUCAGCCAUACUCUCAGAAAACUGCCACCUCACUGCCAAUUCUAGCGUCACUUCUUGACAUCCGCCACAAAAAACUUGGGUUCCUUGAAAGUGACAUGAAACAUGCAGCAAUCGAGGCGCUAGAAAAUCUUUUAGACGAACUCCCCCUUAAGACACACAGAGAAAACAGUGCCGAAGGUAAACCCACCCCAUCGAAACGCCAGAAGCUGGCAUUCAUGAUUGCCAACCCUGCCAAGAAACAGACGGAUGAGCUAAAGUCAUACCUCCUUGAACCACAAGAUGAAGAAGGCGACCCACUCGACUCGUGGAAAGCGAAUGAAAAUCGGUUCCCAAGAAUAGCACUAAUCGCGAAGAAGAUUCUUGCUAUUCCCGCUACAUCCGUCCCAUCUGAGCGUAUCUUAACGGCUGGCAUACUGAUCAACAAGCUACAAACCAGGCUAGCCGCAGAUCUCGUGGACUACAUCAUAUUUUUGAACAAGAACGUUAUGCCAGCAUGCAGUGAUGAGUGCAAGGACAUGUGA
Messenger RNA from Dreissena polymorpha, 786 nucleotides. Its product is annotated as zinc finger BED domain-containing protein 4-like. The transcript has a single exon. The record is from RefSeq and is a predicted model, not a curated record. The coding region runs from base 1 to 786 and encodes 261 amino acids. Gene Ontology annotation, molecular function: protein dimerization activity. Lineage: Eukaryota; Metazoa; Mollusca; Bivalvia; Myida; Dreissenidae.